This is a messenger RNA of Drechmeria coniospora, 2247 nucleotides long. RefSeq names its product Histone deacetylase superfamily. The record is from RefSeq and is a predicted model, not a curated record. Gene Ontology annotation, biological process: chromatin organization. The transcript has 5 exons. Lineage: Eukaryota; Fungi; Ascomycota; Sordariomycetes; Hypocreales; Ophiocordycipitaceae. The coding region runs from base 1 to 2247 and encodes 748 amino acids. Gene Ontology annotation, cellular component: histone deacetylase complex. Gene Ontology annotation, molecular function: histone deacetylase activity.
AUGGAGGAAAAUGCCGCCAUGGAUGUGGACGGCCACGCCAUGGAUGGUGUCGAAUCGACAAACGGACUCGACCGCGAGGGAGGGAGCCACAUCGAGGAAGAGGACACGGCGUCAGAGGGAGGCAGCUCCGACAGUGGCGAUGAUUCCGACUCUCAAGAUCGCACCCUAGAACACCUUCAACGGCGGGGUCUCCUCCCCACUGGAUGUUGCUACGACGAUCGCAUGAAGCUGCACAUGAAUGCGGAUUUUAGUCCAAACACGCACCAUCCCGAAGAUCCACGUCGCAUACACGAAAUUUUCACGGCCUUUAAGAAGAUGGGACUUGUCUAUACGGGGCCAGCUUCUGAGCUUCCCAGGAUUAUGAAGGAGUGCCCGACAAAAUACAUGUGGAGGAUUCCCGCUCGCCCCGCCACCAGGGAGGAGAUAUGUCUCGCCCAUUCCUCUGACCAUCUUGCCUGGGUGGAGAGCCUUGAUACCAUUAGUACGUCCGAACUUCGGGAGCUCACGAAGCGUUACGACCAGGGACGCGAGUCCCUCUAUGUCGGAAGCAUGUCCUAUCCUGCCGCCCUGCUCUCCGCCGGCGGCGCCAUCGACACCUGCAAGAACGUCGUGACCGGUCAGGUCAAGAACGCUUUCGCCGUCAUCCGCCCUCCGGGGCACCACGCCGAAUGGAACGCACCCAUGGGGUUUUGCUUCUUCAACAACGUUCCCGCCGCCGUCCGCGUCUGCCAGCAGGACUACCCUGAUAUCUGUCGCAAGGUCCUCAUCCUCGAUUGGGACGUCCACCACGGAAACGGCAUUCAAAACAUAUUCUACGACGACCCCAAUGUGCUGUACAUCUCCAUCCACGUCUACCAGAAUGGUCAAUUCUACCCGGGAAAACCGCCGAAUCCGAUGACGCCCGAUGGCGGCAUCGAGAACUGCGGUACCGGGCCGGGCUUGGGGAAGAACAUCAACAUCGGUUGGCACGACCAAGGCAUGGGUGAUGGCGAAUACAUGGCCGCCUUCCAGAAGAUUGUCAUGCCGAUAGCGCAAGAGUUCAACCCCGAUUUGGUCGUCAUCUCCGCCGGCUUCGAUGCCGCCGACGGCGACGAGCUUGGAGGCUGCUUCGUCACGCCCGCGUGUUACGCACACAUGACCCACAUGCUCAUGUCCCUCUCCGAUGGAAAGGUAGCCGUCUGUCUCGAAGGCGGCUACAACCUCGCGGCCAUCUCGAACUCGUCCGUCGCCGUCGCCAGGACCUUGAUGGGCGAGCCUCCGCCGAAGAUGACGAUACCCAAGAUCAACAAGGAGGCCGCGAGGCUGCUGGUCAAGGUCCAAGCCCACCAGGCCCCGUACUGGGAAUGCAUGCGACCUGGUAUAGUGGAGAUACCCCAGCUCCAGAGCCUGAAUGCCUCUCGGCUCCACGAUGUCAUCAGGAAUUCUCAACGCCACGCGCUGCAGGAAAAGCACAACAUGGUACCUUUGUACGUCCAGCGGGAGCAGCUGUACAAGUCAUUCGAGAACCAAGUACUUGUGACGCCGCAACUUCACGAGGCGAAAAGGAUACUUGUCAUCAUACACGACCCUCCGCAACUGUUGGCCCAGCCAGAUGCCCUAGAUUCCUCGCUUGAGCCGCACAACGCCUGGGUGGUGGACGGAGUGACCCAGUACAUCGAUUGGUUCAUCGGCCAGAACUUUGGCCUCAUGGACAUCAACGUCCCUGCGUACAUUACCAAUGAAGAGACACGGCAAGUUGACAUGCUCAAGGAUACGGAUUCAUACAUACCUGGAUUCAAGGAAAAGGCUUUACAGGAACAAAUACAGCAUUUGAUUUGCUACCUCUGGGACAACUACCUGCAACUGUACGAAGCCGAUGAAAUCUUUCUUCUCGGCGUCGGGAAUGCCUACCUGGGAGUGAAGAUGCUCCUCAUCAAUAGAGACUGCAAAGACAGGAUCUCCGGCGUAGUAAACUUUGUGACGGGAAACCUGCGGCCCGUCAAGUCUGACGUCGACACAGAGCUGUCCUCGUGGUACAAGGAGAAUUCGCAAGUCUACGUCGCCGGUGACCACGCUUGUUGGACCGACCAUGAGUUGACGAGAAAGGUACAUAAGAGGAGAUUCGGCACUGUGAUACGCAGCGAUAUGCUCGGCUUGAACAACAUGAUGAACGAGCACGCCGAAGAGGCGCAGGAAUGGAUCAUGGCCAGAGUUGCGUCCGUAAGCCGAGGAGACACAACUGAGGAGGAAGGCGGGAUGACUUCAUGA